Messenger RNA from Pseudonaja textilis, 1710 nucleotides. RefSeq lists its product as uncharacterized. Gene Ontology annotation, cellular component: external side of plasma membrane. The record is from RefSeq and is a predicted model, not a curated record. NCBI's taxonomy places the organism in Eukaryota, Metazoa, Chordata, Lepidosauria, Squamata, Elapidae. Gene Ontology annotation, biological process: positive regulation of T cell proliferation; negative regulation of T cell proliferation; cell surface receptor signaling pathway.
AAAAGGUUGAAGAUGUCACCUGGAGGCUUCUAGGGGUAAGAGAAGUGGCAAACAGACAAAGGGAUGUUCUUCACCCAACACCCAAUGUGGAUGGGGACAAAGAGUCAUGGUUGCCUGCAGAUAGAUAACCGGACACCUUGGAAAAGUCCCACACAGGGACAGAAGACUGAGAGGGAGGUGCAUUACACAACUUCAGUUGUGGAGGAAAAACAUCCAUUGCUAUUUCAAGGUGGUGACUCGGUUUCUGAAAUGCUUUCCAAUGAGAUUCUAAGCCGAAGCAAUUGGUGUUAAUAUGGCAACUUUCCAAAACUUACUGUAUGCUUUCCUAUUGUUGAAUGUUUUAAGUUAUAUUCAAGCAGGGGAUAAUUGUUUAUCAUGUUCAGAACCCAACAUUGCAGAACUUGGAAAAGGCAUUAUGAUUAAAUGCAAGAGUAAGAUACCCAUUCUUUUGAUAGGAUUGAAAUUCUGCCCCUUCAAGGGAGACAACUGUUCUGCCAAAGUCAUCAUCAAAGAACAUGGAAGCUGGACUGAAAAUGAAACAACUUUGAAAUUGUACAGCAAUUGUACAGCUUUUCUAAGUAUUUAUCCAAUAAAGAUAUCACAUGAAGGAAACUAUAUCUUAAAUUAUAUAACUGAAAAUGGUAUAAGUAACCUGACUAUACGUCUAGAGGUGUUUGCACCAUAUACAAGGCCUCAAAUAAUGAAACAGGAGGACAUACUUAUUUGUACAGCAUCUGAAGGUUACCCAGAGGAGAAGCUCUAUUGGGUUUCUAAAACUGGAACUAAUCUGAUCCAUAAAGCAACAUCUCAGUCGGUGAAAACUGAGGAUGGGUCAUUCAGCUUAAGCAAUACUCUUCAGCUGGAAUCUGCUCCUUCUGAAACUGAAUAUUGCUGCAUUUUCAACCAGACAAGAGUUCCUAACAGACAGACAGUCUCUGAAUGUAUGACAUUUGAAAAUGCUACAACUUCCACGAUUAUAACAGAAGAGACCACACUGAAUAUGACUGGGGCAAUAGUCAUUGUGAUAAUUGUUAUUUCAUUGGCUUCCAUUUUAUUGGCUGUAAUGUGGUGGAGGAAAAAGAGGAAAAAUGGUCUUCUGCAAGAUAAAACGGUGAGUCAGGAAUUGAUGGUUCUUAUUGCUGAAGAAGGGCAAUCUGUCAAUCUCAACUGCAAGUUUAUGCAUGUGAUUGAAGGUCUGUAUCUGAAACGAACCUUUGGAGACGUCACAAAUGUGCUUUAUGUUACUCAACAUGGUAAAAUCAAGAAAGAAGAUUCUGCAUAUGAAAAUCGCACUGAGUAUUUUGAGAUGAACAACACAGUCACAAUCACACUGAAGCAUCUGAAAGAGAAAGACAGUGAUGUAUACAUGUGUACGGCAGGCAUGGUCAUAAACAAUGAACUUGUGCAGAAGAAUAGCUCUCCUAUUCUUUUGGCAAUAAAAGAAGCUGCAGAGAAGAAGUUUGAAUUUCCCUGGAUGCUGUUUAGUAUUAUCUCUUUGUUAAUACUCUUGCUUUUUAUGCUGGGAUUUUAUAUCAUCGAUCAUACCAAUAUCAAGAAAUGCUUCCAAAAAAGACAUGCAAAGACAAAGCAAAAUUUUAUCUAUGAAGACAUGACAUACAGUCUGAGGCACAAGAAAUCUGAGCCUAAAAUAAAUCAAUAUGCUAUAUAAUAUUGAAUGCUGAAUAACAAAAUAUUCUUGAAAUUCCAACA